UUUUAAAUCAACCGACUUCUCUGUAGUGCUGUAUUUGGACUCUAAGCGCCGCUGUUCAACACAUAUAAUAUUUCGAAAGCGUGUUUUAUCCCUCCUUUUAAUAAAACCCAGUGGCAUAACUUAGAUAUCAACCUAGAGCAUUGGGCGAUGCGUAACUGAUCACCAAAUCGCCUUUCAGAUUCGACUACAGGUUCUGUAAUCUAGAGGGAAAGACAAUUUGUUGGAAACAUACAGAAUACAAUUCAUUGUGCCUUUUGCUUUAAAUGCAUCCUCUUCAUCUUUGUUGAUCAAAAAUGGAGUCGGGAGGAAAAGGCUGGAGAUAUGGCUCACUAUUCUAUGCGUUAUGCGCAAUGGCUUUAUUUUCUCCUCGCGUGAGCGGGCAGAUCCGUUAUUCGAUACCCGAGGAAAUGCAGGUGGGCUCAUUUGUUGGAAAUAUUGCCUUGGACCUAGGGAUUGAGCCGAAGAGAUUGGUUUCAGGAAAAGCGCGUGUUUUCACCGCGGACAGCAGGGAGUACAUUGGCCUGGACAAGGAAAACGGACAUCUGGUUAUCAAGAAUAAAAUAAACAGAGAAGAGCUUUGUGGAGAGAUUUCUGCCUGCAGUGUAAGUUUUGAUGUGAUUUUGGAGAAUCCGAUGGAGCUUUAUCGAGUAACAGUUGACAUACAAGACAUCAAUGACAACAGCCCCGUCUUUCCAAAAGCUAAAAUUGAACAAGAAAUAAGCGAAUUAGCGGUUGUAGGUGCGCGAUUUCCAUUAGAGAGCGCGGUAGAUCCAGACGUGGGAGUGAACGCGCUACAAAAAUACACUCUUCAACCCACCGACCAUUUUAAGCUUAAUGUUCAGAGUGGUGAUGAUGGGAGUAAAAAUAUCGAGAUGGUUCUUAAUUCACCACUCGAUAGAGAAAAGAAAAAGCAUCAUAGUUUGAUUCUUACAGCAUUCGAUGGUGGAAGACCUCAAAGAUCUGCGACUGUGCAUAUUAACAUUAUUGUCCUUGAUGGAAAUGACAACGCACCUGUGUUUAGUCAGUCAUCUUACAAAACAUCAGUUAUUGAAAACGUUGCUAAAGGCACACUCGUUACUAAAGUCAGUGCUACCGAUGCUGACGAGUCUAGUCACGGCAUUCAGUAUUAUUUUGAGCACGCGACACCCACAGUAAAAGCUUUGUUCUCCAUCGAUGCGGAUUCUGGAGAGGUUAUAGUCAUAGGCGGAAUAGAUUAUGAAAAACACAAGCAGUUUAAAAUUAAAGUUAAAGCCAAAGAUCAUGGCGAUCUCACAGACUUAAGUGAGAUAAUUAUUGACGUCAUUGAUGUGAACGACAACAAGCCCAAAAUCACUAUAAUGUCUUUUUCCAGCGCAGUAUCUGAAGACGCUGCACCAGGAACUGUUAUAGCCAUGAUUAAUGUUCAAGAUCUCGAUUCAGGUGACAACAGCAAGAUUACAUGUUCUAUUGAUCUGAACUCUCCAUUUAAAAUCAUUUCUUCAUUAACUAAUUAUUACAACCUGGUGACAGACUCAGAACUAGACAGGGAACAGACAGCAGAGUAUAAUAUCACUAUAACUGCAGUAGAUGGAGGAAACCCACCUCUUUCUAUUAAAGAGAUUUUAAACUUAAAGAUAUCAGAUGUGAAUGAUCACGCACCUCAGUUUGUGCAGGAAUCAUAUAAUGCCUUUAUAGCUGAAAAUAACCCACCAUCUACGACUAUUCUGACUGUCAAAGCAGAAGACAUGGACUGGGGGCCGAAUGCAAAGGUCUCAUACUUUCUUAUCGAUGCAGAUUUAAACGGAGCACCUCUUGCAUCUUAUAUUUCUAUAAAUUCAGAGAGUGGAGUAGUUUAUGCAGAAAAAUCUUUUGAUUAUGAACAACUCAAAUCAUUCAAAAUGCAAGUCAAAGCUCAAGAUGGAGGCUCGCCUCCUUUAUCCAGUAAUGUGACUCUAAACAUCAUCAUUCAAGACCAGAAUGACAACGCUCCUCAGGUUCUGUAUCCAGUACAGACUGGCGCUUCAGUGGUGGCUGAGAUUGUGCCUCGUGCUGCAGAUGUUGGAUAUCUGGUCACUAAAGUUGUGGCUGUUGAUGUGGACUCUGGUCAGAAUGCCUGGCUCUCCUAUAAACUACAGAAAGCUGCAGACAGAGCGCUGUUUGAAGUGGGUUUACAGAAUGGAGAAAUAAGAACUGUGCGACAAGUGACUGAUAAAGAUGCUGUCAAACAAAAACUCACUGUUGUUGUGGAGGAUAACGGACAGCCCUCUCGCUCAGCUGUGGUCUCCAUUAAUGUGGCUGUGGCUGACAGCUUUCCUGAAGUGCUGUCAGAGUUCACAGACUUUACGCAUGAGAAAAAAUAUAACGACAGCUUAACUUUUUAUUUAGUUCUGGCUCUUGCAGUGGUUUCCCUGCUCUUCAUAGUCUCCAUUAUUUCCAUCAUUUCAGUCAAAAUCUACAGAUGGAGGCAGAAUAAGUUGUUUUAUAAAUCAGGAGCAAAUCUACCUGUAAUUCCAUAUUAUCCUCCGGUCUACGCAGACGGAACAUUACAGCACGUUUAUAAUUAUGAAAUGUGUGGGACCACAGACUCAAGGAUGAGUGACGUAAAGUUUGUCAGGCCCUACAGUCAGAACACACUGGUCAGCCAGAGUCGUUUGGGGACAGUUCAGAGAGAAAAGAAGGAGCAGGAGGUUGAUGAGCUGAUUUUAGAGGUGAGAGUCUUCCACAUACUGUAUGUCCUCACAGCAGCAGCAGGUGUUUAAAGCUUAAAGUACUGUACUUCUCAUAGAGAAUUUGUAAGACAUUAAGCUUUAUCUGUAUGUGUUAGCAGAUGUUGUAUGUCUUGUUUUGAGAAAAUGGACUACAUGUUUAGUGUCUUAAGUGCAAAGUUAGAGCAUAGAAAACUCAAUUGCCCCCACACACACCUACAGUACACACACACACACACACACACACACACACACACACACACACACACACACACACACACACACACACAAUCAUGUCUGUGUUGUAAAUUCUAAAUAUAUUCCAUUGGUGUAAUUAUUUUUAUAUUAUACAAAUUGUAUUUGCUAUCACCUUACAUACAACACUACUUAUAUGAAAACUGCAUUUUUACCUUUUCAAAAAACAUCAUUAUAUAUGAUUUAAAAGCUUUUUUGGGAAAAAUGUGGACAUGGGGCAAUGUCCUUAUAAGUCAUAUUCUUCUUGCAACACUUAUGCAAUACCCAAGCUAUUACACAUAUUUGUUCCCUUAUAGGUCAUGAAAACACACACACACACACACACACACACACACACACACACACACACACACACACACAGUAUAAGAAGAAGAGCAAGAGUGUUUGUUUGUCUGCUUCAAAACUUUUUAUGGGCUUUUUCAAUAUUUUACUCCUUUAUAAAACCAUGAUUUGAUGUUUGUCUAUAGCAAUGGUUGCAAAAUGAAUUAUUUUUCAUCCUUAUUUUUGUAAUUGACUUAGAACUUUGUACACUGAGUGAUCUUUUUUCAAGAGAAAACCCAUUAUAUUACACUCAUGUGUUAUUUUAUCCAUUUAUCUACCUUACACUGACUCAUGCUUUAUGUUGGAUUUAAUUGUUUUUCUCUACCUUGUACUUAGAUUACUUCAGUCUAUCUCAUUCAAAACUUAAUUUAUGGCAGACUAAGUAUAUAUCAAGGCUUUGUGAUCCAGCUAAUAUUCUUCUGCCAUUUCUACA
Molecule: messenger RNA, 3693 nt
Organism: Danio rerio (zebrafish)
Lineage: Eukaryota; Metazoa; Chordata; Actinopteri; Cypriniformes; Danionidae
Source: RefSeq, a predicted model, not a curated record